Messenger RNA from Oncorhynchus gorbuscha (pink salmon), 1757 nucleotides. It is a transcript of the gene spag8, whose product is annotated as sperm associated antigen 8. Gene Ontology annotation, biological process: positive regulation of transcription by RNA polymerase II. The transcript has 6 exons. NCBI's taxonomy places the organism in Eukaryota, Metazoa, Chordata, Actinopteri, Salmoniformes, Salmonidae. The record is from RefSeq and is a predicted model, not a curated record. Gene Ontology annotation, cellular component: cytoplasm; nucleus. Gene Ontology annotation, molecular function: microtubule binding. Bases 132 to 701 code for a protein of 189 amino acids.
CAACAGAAUAAUAAAUAGUGGUAGCUACGUUUAGCUAGAAGCAAGCUAGCUAGCUACAUCAACUAUCUUGGUUUCACAAGAUUAAUUAGAGAUUUCACACUACUAACUAAGUGCAUUGUAAUGCAAAUAUAAUGACUGCAUUGGACACUUCUGUUGAACAAAAAUCUAUUGGAAAAUGUUUGCUGUAUAACUGGGUAGAGGAGCGGGCCACUGCCGUCCUUGACAAUGAGAGGCCCAGAGCGCACAUCCACAAAAAUGGACAUAAAGGGAUUCUCACUAUGGAUCUGUCAUCCAAAGUUCAAGGUGUCACCACAGUGAAUGCUGCUUUCACCCCUCCCAAGGGUCACGGGGUGAGACAAAGAGGCCUCAGAGGAGAACUUUUGGAAAAUGAUCUGCUCAAGAAAAUAAGUGAGCAGACACAUGCAGAAUUUAACCCUGAGCCUCCCAAAACAGAGUUCUGCUCCACUACCAAAGAGGACUACAAAGUUGAAGGCUUUCUGCCUUCCCUGCCUUCACCACAAAAGGAGCAUGACUACAAAAGCGAUCAGGCAAUUACCUUUUGGAGUGAGAAUCAUCAUCAGAUACAGGGUGUAACAGCGGUGAGAACCAGGGAUACCCCAUUCAAGAAGAAUGCCACCUUCAGCACACCUAUCAGUGAACACAUGGAUGACAAGCCUAUUCUGUACACACCGGAGAAUUAAGCUGUUUCUCAUGUGCGCAUUGGACACAGUGGUAUUAAAUUAUUGUUCCAUAAUAUUGUGUAUGAAUAUUGCUCUGUUUAUCAUUUCAAUUAGGUCUAGUCUCUGCAAUGUAUAUGAAUUGUGUAAGUACUGCACAAAUGAUUUAACACAAGCAGACAGAUGAAUGGUUUUGAAUUGUAACUUUAUCUCAGGGUCAUUGUCUCCUUGCAGAAUUACAGUUGUUGUUUUUUUAUUCAUACCAGAGCUUUGUAUUAAGAAUAUUCUCUCUGUUUGUUCAUGCUUUUAUUUUUGUUUGUAGGUUAUUUUCUCCUAUGGUCUUUUUCUCAAACCUUUGCAACUUGUAAUUACCACAAUUGAGCAGUGCUGAACAACAGAAAGCCACAUGUUCCACUUUCCUCUGUGCUGGGCAAAAAUGGAUCUGGCUAUUGUCCUUGGACAAAUAGCAAGAAAACCAUUUUUUUCUGAGAUGAGGAAAGUGUUUUUCCAACGUUAGAAAGAGAGGCACACAGAAGCCUCCUCCGCCAUACAGAUGUCAGAAAUAUUGAUGUUCAUAUUGAUGUUCAUGCAGCCUCCUUACUUUAGAGAGCAUGGCUCCGAUUCAGAUUUGUGUUCUGUCAAUCAAGAGACAUGUCUACAUUGUGUUCCUCUCUCCUCUUGCUUUCAGCAGAGAUUAUGAGGAGGUAGCUAUGGCAACAAGUAAUUUUAGACUACAUUUAUGCAAAUUAUCCCCCAAAACAUUUCCUUACCUCAUGGGAUUAGAGGGGGAAACAAUUGAUGUCUGAAACAGAUGCCAUUUAGCUACUUCCAGCCAAGUGAAAUAUAUUGCAUAUAAUUGUUUUAAUUCAAAUUAACUGUGAAAAAGUAAAUAUUUCCUUGAAUAAAUUUGGCUACUAAUUCUCUUCCGUGAUUCAAUUAAAUGAAUAAUGUAUAUUUUGAUCUAUCCAUAACUGUGUAUUUGUUUAAGUUUAUAAAAAAAAUGUAUUACAAUAAUUCCUUCUCUGUAUUUCCCUGUGAAGGGAGCACUGCUCUGAGUUAUUAAAAUGGAUGUGGUGCUUU